Chara braunii is the source of this 973-nucleotide messenger RNA. The record is from the annotation of a GenBank genome assembly. NCBI's taxonomy places the organism in Eukaryota, Viridiplantae, Streptophyta, Charophyceae, Charales, Characeae.
GUGGUCGUUGUCCAGCCGCGAAGCACCAACAAGUCCCGCAACAAUGGGAAGGCGAAAUCCGCAUCGCAGGCUGGAAAUGGACAGUCAGGACAGUUUCCAUGGGUCAAGUUUGGCUUGACCGAGGCGGAGUACAAGGUCCGCGGCUGCUACGGCAACUGCUAUUGGUGCAACAGUACCAAGCACAAGACCUCCCUGUGCCAAGAUUAGGGCAAGGAGGAUGUGCGCCCCCGCCUCAGCUCGGGAAACUGAGCUCCGCGGAAGGUGAGGCGACUCCACCUUCUACUCCGCCAGGUUUGGCCGCCUUGCUAGCGGCGUCCUGCACAUCUGGGAAGGAUGCGAAUGCCGCAAGUCCUCGGUAUACUUACGAGGAUUAUGCUGUCCACUUGGUUCCACCGCUGGACCAGCCGCUCCACGUGCAACAGUCCACCGUAUGCACAGUUUCAUCACCAGCGGCAACCGAUUCGGCAGUUUCGCCGCAAUCUAUCGCCGRGGAUUCGACGUCAUGGUCAAGACUUGAAAAGCUCGACCCAUUGACGUUCAUGGACUUCCAGUGGAUGCCCGUUCCCUCGACCGGCCGAUUGCCGAAACCACAUUGCAACGUGCUUAUGACACAAAUGGGGGACUACUUGCAAACUGCAGUACCAGCUCUGUUGAUGGACGCCGGAGCAGAGGUUGUCGACCUUCACGCUUUAAUCGCGAAGAUCGACCGUGAGUUCAAGACGCAACGCCGGAGUCUGGACGAGCAUGUGGAACACCUGCGCACCGUUUUGGAGCGGCUACGACAGGCCAAGUAUGAAGCAAACCGCGACAAGUGCGAGUUCGCACAGCAGGAGCUGGAGUACUUGGGACACUAUGUGACGCCGCAAGGCAUCCGUCCGCUUGAGGACAAGAUCGAGGCCCCAAUAGUAUGGCCCUAGCCCACCAACACCACAGACGUUCGUUCAUUCAUGGGGUUGGCGGGCCACUAUCAGCG